Messenger RNA from Colletotrichum gloeosporioides, 1485 nucleotides. RefSeq names its product UNC93-like protein. The record is from RefSeq and is a predicted model, not a curated record. Gene Ontology annotation, molecular function: transmembrane transporter activity. Gene Ontology annotation, biological process: transmembrane transport. The coding region runs from base 1 to 1485 and encodes 494 amino acids. The transcript has 3 exons. NCBI's taxonomy places the organism in Eukaryota, Fungi, Ascomycota, Sordariomycetes, Glomerellales, Glomerellaceae.
AUGAGCGGCGAAGACCAAGUUUCCGUGGCGACGCCACACGAAGUCGAGAGCAAUGAUGAUGUCGAAAACAAGGAAUCAUCAGCUCUGAUGAGACUCUACUCCCAUCCAUGGACACAGAUCCUCCUCAUUAGCUUCAUCUGCUUCUGCAUGCCAGGCAUGUUCAAUGCGCUCUCAGGCCUGGGAGGCUCGGGCCAAGUCGACUCGACCGUCGCCGCCAACGCCAACGUUGCUCUCCUCUCGACCACCGCAGUAGCCGCCCUCUUCAUCGUUGGUCCCAUCUUCUCCUUUGUCGGUCCCAAGAUCUGCUUCCUGAUGGGCGGCUGGACCUACGCCUUGUACAGCGGAAGUCUCCUCAGCUUCAACCGUAAGCCAGCUACUUCCCGAACCCCUCAACACCCGCUGACCAUCCCAGACAACGCAAACGGCGCCUUCGUCAUCGCCGCCGGUGCGGUUCUCGGCAUCGGCUCCUCCUUCAUCUGGAUCGUUCAAGGCGCCAUCAUGACGACCUACGUCCACGAAUCCCAAAAGGGCCGCGCCAUCGCCGUCUUCUGGAUCAUCUUCAACCUCGGCGGCGGCGUCGGCUCCCUCGCCGCCUUCGGCCUCAACUUCCACUCCACGACAGGCACUGUCAACGACGCCACGUACAUUGCGCUGAUGACCAUAAUGCUCGUCGGCUGGGUCCUGGGGCUCUUCAUCUGCUCGCCGAAGCGCAUCCGCCUGGCGCAGCUGCAUGCCGCCACCGAGACGGAGAAGCAGAGCUUGAAGGGCAUGUUGGAGAUGUCUGUGGCGACGCUGUGUAAUUGGAGGGUGCUGUGCAUGCUGCCGCUGUUUUUCUGCGCCAACGUGUUCUACUCCUACCAGCAGAAUGAUGUGAACGGUAUGACGUUCAAUAUCAGGACCAGGUCGCUGAACGGAGCGCUGUACUGGUUCGCGCAGAUGGUUGGUGGGCUUGUCAUUGGUGUUCUUCUCGAUCUGCCUAUGCUUGAGCGUCCCGGACGUGCUAGACUCGGCUGGGUUUUGUUGUUCGUCACUGGUAUGGCGAUCUGGGGUGGUGGAUACGCUUUCCAGAAAUGGCAGGAUGCUCGUCACGCCCAGGGUCUUAUCCAGGAUAUCGACUACACGCAGGGCUCCCUCUCUACUGGACCGAUCUUCCUCUAUAUCUUCUACGGCGCUUACGAUUCUCUGUGGCAGUCCUACUGCUACUGGCUUAUGGGAACGCAAUCCAACUCCCCAGGUCGAGCUGCUGUUCUCGUCGGUGCGUACAAGGCGUUUCAAGCAGCUGGAGGGGCGAUGGCGUGGAGGAUUAAUGCCCAGAAUGCGAGUGCCAUGACGCAGCUCGCCAUGAACUGGGGGUUGAGCAUCGGAUCUCUGAUUCUGGCGUUGCCGACUGUGUUGACGGUCACCAAGAGCACGAGUGUUCUCGAGGAGGCCGGUGGGGAGGUUCCUCAGGAGAAGGCAGAGGAGAAGAUGGUCGAGGAUUCAUGA